Molecule: messenger RNA, 558 nt
Organism: Lycium ferocissimum
Lineage: Eukaryota; Viridiplantae; Streptophyta; Magnoliopsida; Solanales; Solanaceae
Exons: 1
Coding region: 1-558 (185 amino acids)
Source: RefSeq, a predicted model, not a curated record
AUGUAUAUCUAUUUUGCAGCUAUUCCUCUUCAUUCGCUUGCUUCAUCUGUUACUGUGUUCAAUGGAUUGAACUUCUCUGAGUGGCAUGAACAAGUCCAGUUCCACUUAGGUGUGAUGGAUCUUGACUUGGCUCUGCUGAAAGAAAAACCUGCUGCUAUUACUGAUACGAGCAGUGAGGAUGAGAAGUCUUUCCAUAAAGCAUGGGAACGCUCUAACAGAUUGAGCCUUAUGUUUAUGCGAAUGACUAUUGCCAACAACAUUAAGAGUACUAUUCCACAGACAGAAAGUGCCAGGGAAUACCUGAAGUUUGUGGAAGAACAUUUUCGUUCUGCUAAUAAGUCUCUCACUGGUACACUAAUGGCUGAACUUACGACCAUGAAGUUUGAUGGGUCGUGUAGCAUGCAAAAUCAUAUCAUCGAGAUGACUAACAUUGCAGCAAGACUUCGGACCUUGGGGAUGAAAGUGGAUGACUCCUUCUUGGUUCAGUUUAUUCUGAAUUCAUUGCCUCCUGAGUAUGGACCAUUCCAAAUUAACUAUAACACUAUUAAGGAUAAGUAG